UCAUAGUACGCUUCUCCAAGACUGAAACCGAAAUCUGUGCGGGUCCUGAGCUGCAAUGAUUUAAGUCACUGGAUGUGGGAGAAACCCUCAACAUGGCAGGCCUACAGCUCCUGACCCCAGCCUCCUCACCCAUGGGCCCCUUCUUUGGGCUGCCCUGGCAGCAGGAGGCAAUUCACGAUAAUAUAUACACCCCCAGGAAGUAUCAGGUGGAGCUGCUGGAGGCAGCUUUGGACCACAAUACUAUAGUGUGUCUGAACUCUGGCUCGGGGAAGACAUUCAUUGCUGUACUCCUUACUAAAGAACUGUCCUAUCAGAUCCGAGGGGACUUCUGUAAUGGUGCCAAGAGGACUGUAUUCCUGGUCAACUCCGCUAAACAAGUUGCCCAGCAGGUUUCUGCAGUCCGUACUCACUCCGAUCUCAAGGUUGGAGAGUAUUCUGCUCUGGAGGCCGUGGAGAGCUGGAGAAAGGAGAGAUGGAACCAAGCGUUUCUGGAUCAUCAGAUCCUCAUCAUGACCUGCCACAUCUUCCUGAACGUUCUCAAGAGCGAAAGCCUGUCAUUAUCCAGCAUUAAUUUGCUGGUGUUUGACGAAUGCCAUCUCGCCAUCCAGGAUCACCCGUAUCGGGAAAUCAUGGAGAUCUGUGAGCGUUGCCAGACGUGUCCGCGGAUCCUGGGGCUGACCGCUUCAAUCCUGAACGGGAAAUGUGACCCUUCUGACCUGGAGGAGAAGAUCCAGAAACUGGAGGAAAUUCUGAAGUGUAACGCAGAGACUGCGACCGAUCUGGUGGUGUUAGACAGGUAUGCCUCUCAGCCCUGUGAGAUUGUUUUGGACUGUGGCCCCUAUCAUGACAAAAGUGGACUAUAUCAGAGGCUCCUGUCAGAUUUGGAGGAAGCUCUUCACUUUCUGGAUGACUGCAACAUUCCAAUACAGUCUAAGGAGAGAGAUUCCACAUCCAUCUCCAAACAGAUCUUGUCGGACUGCCGGGCGGUUCUUCUGGUCCUGGGUCCUUGGUGUGCGGAUAAGGUGGCGGGGAUGAUGGUGCGUGAGCUGCAGAAAUACAUCAAACACGAACAGGAGGAGCUCCACCGCAAAUUUCUGCUGUUCACCGAUACUAUACUGAGGAAGAUCCAUGCCCUGUGUGAAGAACACUUCUCCCCAGCCUCUCUAGAUCUAAAAUUCGUUACCCCCAAGGUCCUGCGACUCCUGGAGAUCCUGCGUAAGUACAAACCCUAUGAGCGUCAGCAGUUCGAGAGCGUGGAGUGGUACAACAACCGCAACCAGGACAACUACGUAUCGUGGAGUGACUCGGAGGACGACGACGAUGAAGAUGAGGAGAUUGAGGAGAAAGAGAAGACCGAAACCAGCUUCCCUUCCCCAUUCACCAACAUCCUGUGCGGGAUCAUCUUUGUGGAGCGCAGAUACACGGCUGUCGUCUUAAAUCGGUUGAUUAAGGAGGCCGGGAAACAGGACCCAGAACUGGCUUACAUUAGCAGUAACUUCAUAACUGGCCACGGCAUCGGAAAGAAUCAGCCGCGUAACAAACAGAUGGAAGUGGAGUUCAGAAAGCAAGAAGAGGUCCUUCGAAAAUUCCGAGCGCAUGAAACCAAUUUGCUGAUUGCUACCAGCAUCGUUGAGGAGGGGGUGGAUAUCCCGAAGUGCAACCUGGUGGUCCGCUUUGACCUGCCCACAGAGUACAGGUCCUAUGUCCAGUCGAAGGGUCGAGCAAGAGCUCCCAUCUCAAAUUAUAUCAUGCUAUCGGACACAGACAAGAUCAAGGCGUUCGAGGAUGAUCUGAAGACCUAUAAAGCCAUUGAGAAGAUACUGCGGAAUAAAUGCUCCAAGUCCGUGGAUUGUGGUGAGGCGGAGUCCGAAGCCAUUGUAGAUGAUGAUGAGAUUAUUCCUCCCUAUGUGUUGCGGCAAGAUGAUGGGAGCCCAAGGGUCACCAUUAACACUGCUAUUGGCCACAUUAACCGCUAUUGUGCCCGGUUACCCAGUGAUCCUUUCACUCACCUCGCUCCGAAGUGUAAAACUCGAGAAAGUUGUGAAGGCCUCUAUCGGUCUACUCUCUACCUGCCGAUAAACUCUCCUUUAAGAGCCCCCAUUGUUGGUCCUCCCAUGAACUGUGCAAGGCUUGCAGAGCGAGCAGUGGCCCUGAUAUGCUGUAAGAAGCUCCACGAAAUUGGUGAACUGGAUGACCAUUUGAUGCCAGUUGGCAAGGAAACCGUUAAAUACGAAGAGGAGCUGGACCUACACGAUGAGGAGGAAACCAGCGUCCCUGGCCGGCCUGGCUCUACUAAACGGAGACAGUGCUAUCCUAAAGCUAUCCCGGAGUGUUUGCGGAACAGCUAUCCGAGACCGGGUCAACCAUGUUACCUGUAUGUAAUAGGAAUGGUAUUAACCACACCAUUACCGGAUGAACUCAACUUCAGGAGACGGAAGCUUUACCCUCCUGAAGAUACAACGAGGUGCUUCGGCAUCCUGACUGCGAAACCCAUACCUCAGAUUCCCCACUUUCCCGUCUACACGCGCUCCGGGGAGGUGACCAUAUCGAUCGAGCUGAAAAAGUCCGGCUUUACUCUGACCUUACAGCAGCUGGAGCUGAUCACCCGGCUCCACCAAUACAUCUUCUCGCACAUCCUUCGCCUGGAGAAACCUGCACUAGAAUUCAAACCCACGGCGGCCGACUCCGCUUACUGCGUUCUACCUCUCAAUGUUGUUAAUGACUCUGGCACUUUGGACAUAGACUUCAAGUUCGUGGAAGAUAUUGAGAAAUCGGAAGCACGUACUGGAAUUCCUAGCACACAGUAUACACCAGAAAACCCUUUUAUCUUCAAGCUAGAAGACUACCAAGAUGCCGUUAUCAUUCCAAGAUAUCGCAAUUUCGAUCAGCCUCAUCGAUUCUACGUUGCUGACGUCUACACUGAUCUAACUCCGCUCAGUAAAUUCCCUUCCCCAGAAUAUGAAACCUUCGCUGAAUAUUAUAAAACAAAAUACAACCUCGACCUGACAAACCUCAACCAGCCCCUAUUGGAUGUAGACCACACGUCGUCAAGACUUAACCUGCUGACUCCACGCCACCUGAACCAGAAGGGGAAAGCUCUUCCUUUAAGCAGCGCAGAGAAGAGGAAGGCAAAGUGGGAGAGUUUACAGAACAAGCAGAUUCUUGUUCCAGAGCUCUGCGCAAUACAUCCCAUCCCGGCGUCCUUGUGGAGGAAGGCCGUCUGCCUGCCCAGCAUCCUCUAUCGCAUGCAUUGCCUCCUGACAGCAGAGGAACUCCGGGCUCAGACAGCAACUGAUGCCGGUGUUGGCAUGAAGUCCCUACCUGAGGAUUUCCGGUAUCCCAACCUGGAUUUUGGAUGGAAAAGGUCCAUUGACAGCAAGACUUUCAUCUCAAAUCUCAAUCCGACAUCUUCUGACCUCGGAAAUAACUGUAAGCCCAGUAUCCCAGGCGUCCCUGAUCGUGCUGCUAAGCCAGAGGCCCCGAUAGAAAUUGAUGACCAAAUGUCUGUGAACCACACGGAGCCGAAAAGUCUGAAAUCCCCCGGCAACCUCCAGACGGCGCCUGCAUCGGGUGACCACGCAAUGGUUAACGGCGUGUCCUGCAACGGGCUCGCAAAUGGAGGGUGCGACGUCUGCCCGGGGAGUCAGCCGGCUAGCUGCAGAUGGGAAGUACCCGCCCAGUCCUCUACCUCAUUCCCUCUUAAAAACGCAAUUGACAACCAGCCCAUCACCAACAACGAAUGUACUGUGAGUGAUAAGUGUAACGACCUGAAUGCUACCAAACCUACCUCAGAUGGGCGCCCCGCCUCUUUGGCAACUACGGUUUACCCAGAAGUUCCCCCUGUCGCAAACGGUGUAAAGUGUGAAAGCGGGACUUCCAACGGGUACUCCUCCAGAACUCUCGGGCCAAACCCCGGUCUUAUUCUGCAAGCGUUGACUUUGUCCAAUGCCAGUGAUGGGUUCAACCUGGAAAGGCUUGAAAUGCUGGGGGAUUCCUUUCUUAAACAUGGCAUCACCACCUACCUAUUCUGUACCUACCCAGAUGCUCACGAGGGAAGGCUUUCCUACAUGAGAAGCAAAAAGGUCAGUAACUGUAACCUUUACCGCCUUGGUAAGAAGAAAGGUUCACCAAGCCGCAUGGUCGUCUCCAUAUUUGAUCCACCUGUGAACUGGCUUCCCCCCGGAUAUGUUGUAAACCAGGAUAGGAGCACUUCAGAUAAAUGGGAGAGCAAUGAAACGGCCAGUGAAGGGGUAACCGCCAAUGGCAAAACUGACGAAGACUUCGAUGACGACGAAGAUGAAGACCUGAUGUGGCAGAAUCCCAAAGAGGAAGGCGAUUUCGAAGACGACUUUUUGGAGUACGAUCAAGAACAUAUCAAGUUCAUCGACAGCAUGUUGAUGGGGUCCGGAGCGUUCGUGAAGAAAAUUCCCCUCUCUACGUUCUCUGCCCCCGACACGAAUUACGAGUGGAAGGCCCCCAAAAAAACUCCUCUCGCAAAUGUCCAGUUCUCACCGGACUUUGAUGACUUCGAUUACAGCUCCUGGGAUGCCAUGUGCUAUCUGGACCCCAGCAAGGCCGUAGAGGAAGACGACUUUGUUGUGGGUUUCUGGAACCCCUCGGAAGAAAACUGCGGAGUGGACGCGGGCAAACAGUCCAUAUCCUACGACCUCCACACCGAGCAGUGCAUCGCCGACAAGAGCAUUGCCGAUUGUGUUGAGGCUCUUCUGGGCUGUUACUUAACUAGCUGCGGCGAACGGGCCGCCCAACUCUUCCUCUGCUCGCUAGGCCUUCAGGUUCUCCCUGCGAUGAAAAAGUCAGAGAAUGGCAUCUCUGGCAGCAAAGGAAGCCUUCUGUGCAAUAAGACGAACGACUGUAAGUCCAAUUCUGACUUUCCCUGCAAAGUAGUAGAAUAUGGUUAUUUGAAAAUCCCUCCCCGAUGUAUGUUCGACCACCCGGAUGCAGAGAAGACUCUUGAUCACCUCAUAUCUGGGUUUGAAAACUUUGAGAAGAAGAUCAACUACCGGUUUAAAAACAAGGCUUACCUGCUGCAGGCCUUUACUCAUGCCUCCUACCACUACAAUACCAUAACUGACUGCUAUCAGCGUUUGGAAUUCCUCGGAGAUGCAAUUUUGGACUACCUCAUUACCAAGCACCUUUACGAAGACCCACGGCAGCAUUCCCCCGGAGUUCUGACCGACCUGCGCUCCGCUCUCGUCAACAACACCAUAUUCGCCUCCUUGGCCGUAAAAUACGACUACCACAAGUACUUCAAGGCCGUCUCGCCCGAACUCUUCCACGUCAUCGAUGACUUUGUGCAGUUUCAGCUGGAAAAGAAUGAGAUGCAGGGGAUGGACUCAGAGAGAAAUUUUCAGCCAAUGUUCCUCGUUCCCCGGUGAGAGAAUUAUUGGAGAUGGAGCCGGAGACGGCCAAGUUCAGCCCGGCCGAGAGAACCUACGACGGCAAAGUCCGAGUCACCGUGGAAGUCGUAGGCAAAGGAAAAUUUAAAGGGGUCGGC
Messenger RNA from Nanorana parkeri, 5515 nucleotides. It is a transcript of the gene DICER1, whose product is annotated as dicer 1, ribonuclease III. Gene Ontology annotation, cellular component: RISC complex; nucleus; cytoplasm. Gene Ontology annotation, biological process: apoptotic DNA fragmentation; siRNA processing; pre-miRNA processing. Gene Ontology annotation, molecular function: RNA binding; deoxyribonuclease I activity; ATP binding. The coding region runs from base 93 to 5396 and encodes 1767 amino acids. NCBI's taxonomy places the organism in Eukaryota, Metazoa, Chordata, Amphibia, Anura, Dicroglossidae. The record is from RefSeq and is a predicted model, not a curated record. The transcript is spliced from 26 exons.